GGAAGGAAGGAAGGAAGGAAGGAAAGGAGAGAAAGAAGGAAAGAAAGGAGAGAAAGGAGAGAAAGGAGAGAAAGGAGAGAAAGAAGGAAGGAAAGGAGAGAAAGAAAGAAGGAAAGGAGAGAAAGAAGGAAGGAAAGGAGAGAAAGAAAGAAGGAAAGGAGAGAAAGAAAGAAGGAAAGAAGUAAAGGUAGCACUGUCUACAGUACAAGAUUGUCAGAGAAGGUUCCCCCAUUGCUGCCACCAAAUAGUUAAAAUGUUCCAAGCCCUGUCCGAAAUGCAGUGUCCCGCUGUUGCUCUCUGCCCAGGCCGAGGUUUCAUCCUCCCCCCGCCCCGCCCCGCAGCCCUCAGCCCCGCUCCAUCCAUGCCCGCUGACAGCCGGCCCCUGCACAGCCCGGACUGCGGGCACGGUGGGCGGAUGGGCUGUUUUGUUUCCUCGGCAGGUUUCGGAGGAGGAGGGCCUGGAGUUGCCCCCCGAAGUGCGGGAGAGGCCGGGGCUGUGCCUCGGUGCCGCAUGUGGAAAGCGCUCUGCAAGAGCCGGGACUUCACCGAGAGAAAAAUGCAGAAAGUGUGAUUGCAUCUCGGAUCAGAAAAGAAGCCGAAAGACUCAGAGAAAAACCCCAAAUGAAAUAUUGGUUUGGAGAAAGAAAAAAAAAAAAAAAAAAAAAAAAAAAAAAAAAAAAAAAAAGUCCAUACAAAUAUCUGUCUACCUUCUGGAUUUACCCCUCGCUCUCCUUCCUUCCUUCUCUUUAUUCUUUCCUUCCUUUUUUUUUUUUUCUUUUUCCCCCUUUUUUAUAUUUAUUUAUCUUUAUUUUUUUCUCUCUUUCCUUUACUUUUCCUCUCCCUUUUUUUUUUCUCCUUCCUUCCUUUCCUUCCUUUCCCUUCCUUCCUUUCCCUCUUUCAUCUCAUCUCUCCCUUCCCCUCUCCCUUCCUCCCUUCUCAUUCCCUCCCUGUUUCCCUUUCCAUUCCUCUCCCUUCUCCCACCCCUCCCUCUUCUGCCCUGUCCCCUCUCUCCCUGCCGGGGCACACCAGCACUAUUACAGCCCGGCUGCUCUCCAUUCCCCUCCCAGCAGCGCAUCCCCUGGAUGCAGCAGGCCCGUUCCAAGUUCAAAGUCUCAUGGCCAUCCCCCGAGAGUCUCUUUAUCCCUCCCUGCACCGCGGCCCCUUUUCCCCAGGCAGCAGAGAGCCUCGCUCCAAUACGAGUGUGGUUCCAGAGCCGGGCCAGAGCUCUCCUUGAUGAACAAAACUUCAAGUCUGAUUUUAAUUUUAAUUUUUAUUCUUUUUUUCCCAACAGGUUUCUGGCCACUCCUGACCUGCAGGAUCCCUGCUGGGAGCACCCUCCUUCUCUUCUUCCGGAGGCGACGUUCGGCUGCGAAGAGAGGCUGUCCGCUCCCGCCCGAGGCCCGGCCCCGCUUGUCCUCCGCCCUGGGUAGGGCUCCCGGCCCUGCCCGCACCUCCCGGCCUCUCCCGGCAGCUGUGGAGCAGCCGCCAGCGCAGCCCCUCGCAGGAUUCUCGCAACCCCGAGCCGGACGCGCACGGCUCUGCGCUGCCCUCGGAGGGCCCGGCUGUGAUCCCCACGCACGGGGCAGCCCAUGCGCGAUGAAGGCCGCCCCGAGCAGUCGGGCCGGGCAGGGCGGAGUGAUGGAUUUGGGAUUUGGAAGCCGAGGAGGGCUGUAACCGCCCACUUUCUCUCGGUGCCCCGGCAGAACGUUUUCGCCGUUAUAAAAUAUCUCUCCCCGCUCCCUAACCAUCAAUAAGACGUGCAGUAAAGACGAUUGUUUGUAAAUGCUGCUCGUGAGCAUUAGCAUACAUUUACAUAGGCAACACUGUGGAAAACCCUCCGGAGCCGAUGUCCCGAGCCCGAGUUUAAGGAGAAAGUGCCCGUGGGGGCGACCUUCGGGGCCGGGCCUGGACCAGAGCCGGGAGAGCUCCGGCGGGGUUGCAGCCCUCCGAGUGCCCCGGGUAGCCCCCUCCUCCCCCACCCAGCGCACACAGCGAUGCUCGGACCCGGGCGCGGUUCCACGUGGGGCCCGUCCGAGCCCCCCCGCUGCCAGCCGCGGGUCGGCCGCCUGUUAUUCGGCUGUAAAAUAUUUUCUUUGUUUUAUGGCCUCUCAUAAAAAGAAAUUGAUCGGGGGGAUAGAUUUGAAUUAAGCCAUAUUAAAUCGAUGACAGAUCCCUAUCACGCUGCGUUUAACGAGGGCCGGGUGAGGAGGCGUGCGCGGGGCCGCGCUCCCUUUCUGCGCGCUCCCGGCGCCCCGUGACACCGCGAUUUUGUGUGUGUGUGGGGUCAGUGUGUGCGCGCGUGACACACGAGCCCAGGGACACAGUCAUAUCGAUGUACAGGGAACUGGUGGAAAGCUUUACUGUGCCAUAAAACCAUCGAGAGUCUCCAGUAAAG
Messenger RNA from Lagopus muta (rock ptarmigan), 2395 nucleotides. RefSeq lists its product as uncharacterized. Bases 622 to 1674 code for a protein of 350 amino acids. The transcript is spliced from 3 exons. The record is from RefSeq and is a predicted model, not a curated record. Lineage: Eukaryota; Metazoa; Chordata; Aves; Galliformes; Phasianidae.